This is a messenger RNA of Fraxinus pennsylvanica, 873 nucleotides long. NCBI's taxonomy places the organism in Eukaryota, Viridiplantae, Streptophyta, Magnoliopsida, Lamiales, Oleaceae. The record is from the annotation of a GenBank genome assembly.
AUGGUGGCUGGUUAUAGUAGAUCUCUUUCCUUCCCAAAUCAGCCUAGCUAUUCAGCAAAACCCAAAAAAUAUUUCCAUGUUAGAUCAGCAAGUCUUCCAUGCAGAACCCACCCCAUAAUUUCUCAGCUCAGAGAUGAAAUCAACGAGCUUAAAUCAUGGGGUUCGCAAUCCGAUAACCGGACUUCUGUUUGGCUAUGUAAUGGCCUGAGCAGCCUGAAAAUUGUUCAUGAAUCCCUUGAUGAUCUUCUCCAGCUUCCACAGACUCAGGAAUCAGUCUCAGAUCAGAUGAUUGAAAAGCUUCUGGAAGACUUUCUUCGAUUUAUCGACGUUUAUGGGAUCUUCCAAAUGCUGGUUUUGACGUUGAAAGAAGAAUUCAUAGCGGCUCAGGUGGCUGUGAGAAGAAGAGAUGAAUCCAAAAUGGCUAUCCAUUUGAAAAAUCUAAACAAAACGGCUAAAGAUAUGAGCAAAUUGGUGUCUACUGUCCAAUCCAUUGGAAAAUACUCAAUCCCUGAAAAUGGGACUGAGAUCACUGAUAUCAUUAGAGAUGUUAUUCAGGUUACAGUGUUGGUUUCUUUCGAACUUUUAGGUCGACUUUCGACAUCGUUUUCGUUGCAGAAACCAUUUUGCAUGGGGCUAAGAUUCAGCAAGAAGGCAAAAAAAGUGAAGAUGGAUGAAGCCAUUGAAGAAUUUGAGCAACUAAAUAUGGAAAACUUGUGGGGUUUGAAGAAGAAAGGAGAUGAAGAGGUGAAAAUGGUGUCCAAGAAACUGCGUCAAUUGGAGGAUUGUAUUGUUGAAAUUGAGGGCUGUGGAGAAAGAACCUUUAGGAGUUUGAUGAAUACUAGGGUUUCACUGCUAAAUGUUCUUACUCAAUAA